This is a messenger RNA of Paramuricea clavata, 294 nucleotides long. Lineage: Eukaryota; Metazoa; Cnidaria; Anthozoa; Malacalcyonacea; Plexauridae. The record is from the annotation of a GenBank genome assembly.
AUGGCCGUCUCGAUUGAUGAAAUAUUAAAAAAGAUUGGCGAAUUUCGCCAAUAUCAAUGGUACACCUUGACUUUGAUGGGAUAUUGUUUCCUAACUGCGGCAGCUUUUAAUGGAAUGAUAGUAGCGUUCAUUACAGCAGAACCAGAGUGGAAAUGUGUUGAUGAAUAUAUGAAUAAUACCGUAUGUAGAUUCAACAAAUCAAUAACAUUAACCAGUGAUAAUUACAAAGCAAGAUGUAAAAUGCCGAGAGAAGCUUGGACGUUUGUGGAUGACUUUACGUCCAUUGUCACCGAG